CUGCUUUUGGGUAGGGGGUGGGUGGGGAGGGGCGCGCGGAUCAUGGCAUUGGAGUUCCCGGGCUUGCAGCCGCCGCCGCCGCCUGGUCCACGCACCCCGAGCGCCCCUUCUUCCCCAAAAAGCAGCGGAGAAGGCGAAGCGGCCGGCGGGGGCGAGGCAGAUGGGGCUCAAGGCGCGCAAGGCGGCGGGGGCGGCUGGCGGCGGCGGCGACGGGGGCGACGGAGGCGGCGGGGCCGCUAACCCGGCCGGUGGGGACGCGGCGGCGGUGGCCGGAGACGAGGAACGGAAAGUGGGGCUGGCGCCUGGAGACGUGGAGCAAGUCACCUUGGCGCUUGGGGCCGGAGCUGACAAAGACGGGACCCUGCUGCUGGAGGGCGGCGGCCGCGACGAGGGGCCGCGGAGGACCCCGCAGGGCAUCGGGCUGCUGGCCAAGACCCCGCUGAGCCGCCCUGUCAAGAGAAACAACGCCAAGUACCGGCGCAUCCAAACUUUGAUCUACGACGCCCUGGAGAGACCGCGGGGCUGGGCGCUGCUCUACCACGCGCUGGUGUUCCUGAUUGUCCUGGGGUGUUUGAUUCUGGCUGUUCUGACCACGUUCAAGGAAUACGAGACUGCAUCGGGAGACUGGCUGCUGUUACUGGAGACAUUCGCUAUUUUCAUCUUCGGAGCUGAGUUUGCUUUGAGGAUCUGGGCAGCCGGCUGCUGCUGCCGCUACAAAGGCUGGCGUGGACGCCUGAAGUUCGCCAGGAAGCCCCUGUGCAUGUUGGACAUCUUUGUGCUGAUCGCCUCUGUGCCCGUGGUCGCCGUGGGCAACCAGGGCAAUGUCCUGGCCACCUCCCUGCGGAGCCUGCGCUUCCUGCAGAUCCUGCGCAUGCUCCGGAUGGACCGCAGGGGCGGCACCUGGAAGCUGCUGGGCUCCGCCAUCUGCGCCCACAGCAAGGAACUCAUCACUGCCUGGUAUAUCGGCUUCCUGACACUCAUCUUGUCUUCAUUUCUUGUCUACCUGGUGGAGAAAGAUGUGCCAGAGGUGGGCGCACACGGAGAGGAGAUGAAGGAGGAGUUCGAGACCUACGCAGAUGCCCUUUGGUGGGGCUUGAUCACACUGGCCACCAUUGGCUAUGGAGACAAGACCCCCAAAACUUGGGAAGGCCGUCUGAUUGCUGCCACCUUUUCCUUAAUUGGCGUCUCAUUUUUUGCCCUUCCAGCGGGCAUCCUGGGGUCGGGGCUGGCACUCAAGGUGCAGGAGCAGCACCGUCAGAAGCACUUUGAGAAAAGGAGGAAGCCAGCUGCUGAGCUCAUUCAGGCUGCCUGGAGGUAUUAUGCCACCAACCCCAACCGGAUUGACCUGGUGGCAACAUGGAGGUUUUAUGAAUCAGUCGUCUCUUUUCCAUUCUUCAGGAAAGAACAGCUGGAGGCAGCAGCCAGCCAAAAGCUGGGUCUCUUGGAUCGGGUUCGCCUUUCUAAUCCUCGUGGUAGCAAUACUAAAGGAAAGCUAUUUACCCCUCUGAAUGUAGAUGCCAUAGAAGAAAGUCCUUCUAAAGAACCAAAGCCUGUUGGCUUAAACAAUAAAGAGCGUUUCCGCACCGCCUUCCGCAUGAAAGCCUACGCUUUCUGGCAGAGCUCUGAAGAUGCUGGGACAGGUGAUCCCAUGGCGGAAGACAGGGGCUACGGGAAUGACUUCCCCAUUGAAGACAUGAUCCCCACCCUGAAGGCCGCCAUCCGAGCUGUCAGAAUUCUACAAUUCCGUCUCUAUAAAAAAAAAUUCAAGGAGACUUUGAGGCCUUACGAUGUGAAGGAUGUGAUUGAGCAGUAUUCCGCGGGGCAUCUCGACAUGCUUUCCAGGAUCAAGUACCUUCAGACGAGAAUAGAUAUGAUUUUCACCCCUGGACCUCCAUCUACUCCUAAACAUAAGAAGUCUCAGAAAGGGGCAGCAUUUACCUACCCAUCCCAGCAGUCUCCCAGGAAUGAACCAUAUGUAGCCAGGCCGUCCACCUCAGAAACUGAAGACCAAAGCAUGAUGGGGAAGUUCGUGAAAGUUGAAAGACAGGUUCAGGACAUGGGGAGGAAACUGGACUUCCUGGUGGACAUGCACAUGCAGCACAUGGAGCGGCUGCAGGUGCAGGUCACGGAGCUCGGCCCCGGCCAGGGGGCCGCCUCGCCAGCGGGGGGACAGAAGGAAGAGGACAACAGGUAUUCGGAUUUGAAAACCAUCAUCUGUAACUAUUCUGAGACAGGCCCCCCUGACCUCCCCUACAGCUUCCACCAGGUGCCCAUCGACAAAGUCGGCCCCUACGGGUUUUUUGCACAUGAUCCCGGAGACCUGCCCCGAGGGGGACCCAGUUCUGGAAAGAGUCAGGGGACACUUCCUUCCUCGGUGACAACAUACGCGGAAAGACCCACCGUCCUACCCAUCUUAACUCUUCUGGACUCCCGAGUGAGCUGCCACUCCCAGGCUGAACUGCACGGGCCCUACUCGGACCGAAUCUCCCCCCGGCAGAGAUGCAGCGUCACACGGGACAGCGACACACCUCUGUCCCUUAUGUCAGUCAACCAUGAGGAGCUGGAGCGGUCUCCAAGUGGCUUCAGCAUCUCUCAGGACAGAGACGAUUAUGCCUUUGGCCCCAAUGGGGGUUCGAGCUGGAUGAGGGAGAAGCGGUACCUUGCCGAGGGUGAGACGGACACAGACACGGACCCCUUCACGCCCAGCGGCUCCAUGCCUCUGUCGUCCACAGGGGACGGGAUUUCCGAUUCCGUGUGGACCCCUUCCAAUAAGCCCGUUUAAAAGGGGUCACUGGCUGACUCCUCCUUGUAAUGUAGGCGGACUUUGUACAGUUCACUCACUCUCACACCAGACGCUUACCGACGGGGCCACCAAGGGCUGCAUCAGAUGCAGGCAUGUGCGUGGUGGCCCCCACCCAGGCAGAGGCUUCCACAGCCUCCUUCCUCUCCAUGUUGCCACGACGAAGCACUUCCUUUUCAGCAUGGUUUGCAUGACUUUUCACUAUAUAAAUGGUACCGCUAAUCUCUUCUAGCAUACACUUAUCUGCUCUUCUUACUUUUGAUCAUGAUUGGGCCAGUGCAGGGAGAAAUUAUUGACAAGCUGUGCUAUUCAUUUGGUUGGCUGGUUUGGGUUUUCAUUUGGUAAGCAGAGAAAGGAGUCACGUUAUUUCUAGGAUCAUUGCCCCCUUGUAGAAAACACUCCAGUGAUUAACAUUUUCUAAAGUAAGGAAAUAAUUUUCUCAACAAAAUCACAUUGUGUAUCCAUGAGGCUGCUAACUACAGAGCUAACAUUAGAAAAAAAAAAAAAAUGAGUCAUCACAUCUCCAAAACCAAGAAUUUAAACAAAUACUUUAUUAAGGAAAAACUGGCAGAAUUAUUUAAAAAGCUCUCAAAAAUACCCGAUUUGAUCUGAUAUUGUUCAGUAUCAUGCCUCAGUUUCCUUGUCUGUAAAAGGUGGUAAUUUCAAGUGUAGCAUUUCUGAUGAGUUAUGAAUUGGUAGGGGAAAAAAGUAGAUAGAUGCACACACACGUAAAAUAGUUUCUAAUUUAGGUAGCCAAGGACAAUGGAAUUUGUCAAAAGUAGGGGUGGCCUUCUGGGCAGGAGCUAAAUUCAGUGCCUUGAAAAUGAGGUUCCAGUUCACGUUCCUCCCCGUGACACUUAAGUACAGAAUAUCCACCUAACAGAAAUUAUGAGAGUCAAGAAGGCAUGGAGGAUUAGCUAGCCCAAGCACUUCUUUUUAAAAAUGAGAAAUCCUAGGCUCAGGUAAAGUGACACACAGGGUCACUCAGUUGUCCUGUGGAGAGCCAGGAGUCAAAGUCUGGCCUUCAGAUCCUCCCUUCCCUGGCUUCCCCUCACCACAACACUCCACCAUUUACACAAUGGCGCCAAGAUGCCCAUCCUUUGUGUCAUGUGGUGAGCAUGUACCACAGUUUAUCCAGCAGGAGGUGCAUGUCUGGUUUUAAUGCAAAACAUGCUCACUCUGUGCAUUGUGUUUGGGAUCCAGAAAAAUAACAAUGCAAGGUAGCUACGUUUACCGACAUGCAAAUAGGCAAAAUUUCUAGAACCAUCCAAUGUUAUUCCUCUAUUUCUUAAUGAAAAUGCUAAGACCAUACCUUGCCAUAAGACUAGCUGAAGGGUAAGCAGUCAGCCUGAAGAGCACUGCCCUAGAAUAUAAGCCCAAUAUUAAAGCACAAGCCACCCUGGGGCCUCUUAUGUUACUACUGCUAUCACAAAUUUUGAUGGGAAAGGUUUUUGUUAGACGUGGGCUGAAUUAGCUGAAUGACUACACCACAUUGUUAUCGGCUCACUCCUUUCACACACUCAAGCACUGGUUGUGGGUGGUUGCCAUGGUGACCACCCAGAUGAUUUAAAUGACCUAAACAAAUGACUGCAUGCAACCAACAUCCAUAUUCUUCCUCAAAGUCUUGGCAAGAGCCCCAGUAGCUAUGGCAGGCUGCCCGUGGAGGUUUUGUCAUUACCUAAUGCACUAUGUUGGAAAGAGAAGAUACUUCUUCAGAGACUGGUUCCUUUCAACCCACAGGUACUAAGCAAAAGGCUCAGAAUAUAGGGGUGCUAAGAGCUUGGCCCCUGACUUGAGGAGCUUACAACCAAAGUCUGAAGUCCCUGGCCAAAGGUGAGCAUUGUGAGUGGGAGAAGAGAGUUUUCCACAGAGGGCCAAUGAAGGGAUGGGUGAGGACCUUGAAGUCUGAGAUGAGAAAUACAUAAGAGUGAUCACACACAUUCAAUAUGAAGUGCCUCCCCUGUGGUUUUUCAUUUGACCUUCUGGCAAUCUCAAGGACAAAGGCACAGGUCAUUUUGUCUUCUUCCCCCUCCCUUCAAUACAACUGAAUAAUCAAUUGGGAGCUAUUACCUAAGAAACCCUAUGCCUCUUCCUGGGGUCUUGGUUCUUAAUUCUGGUCUCCCCAGUAUCAUCUUUCAUCAGAGGGGAUUGCACUACCUGCCAUACAACAUAUUGUUAUGUUCUUUGUGUAUUUGAGGUAUUGGAAAUCAUAAAACAAUUCUGGAGAAUGAAUCAAAUUCUCUACAUAUGCACCAAUUAUUUUUCUUAACUUAAAUAUUCUUGCAGAACUUACUAGUUUCAGAAUCUUACAAAUAGAAUUCCAGCAACUCAAAGGAGUUGUAGCUAAAAAGACUUGCCAUGUAUCCAGAUUUAGAAUAACUACCUUUGGUUCUUCUAAUAACCUAGAAAGAAAUGGAACUUGUGCUAUUUUCUAAACCAUAGGUGGGCAGUCCAGCUGCUCUGCUAGAUCAUAAGGCCAGGACAGCGGGGAUUGGGCUGGUGUUGAUCACCAGUAUGUUUGCAAGAUUAGUAAGUUGUCUUUAUCAGUGUGGACACAGACAAAAUACAUGUUUCAUGAAUGAAUAAAUGAUGAGUCUCUUAAGAGCUAUUUUUCCCCCAUCUAAGAAAACAUAAGGGAAAAAGAAAAAUAAUCUUCUGGGAUAAUUCUACUUCCCCUUUUUAUUAAAAAAACAUGCAUUCCAGAAGAGCAAACAAAAUAUACUGAAGUUGCUUACUCAUAGGCAACCUCAACCAACAUGGCUCAGUCAAGGAAACGGAAGUUCAGGGUCUGGGAUUGAAUGAGUUGUGGGAAGGAUCUUCCCCAAAAGAUCCUUUUGUCAGGCAAAGGAAUGGCAUGAUGGAACAAUGCAAAGGAAUUGGUUAAUAACAUGGUCCAAGAUUAUAUAACCUCGGCUAUGCUAGUUGCUAGAGAACUUGCCCAGGAAAUUGCAGUAAUUUUGGCAGAAACCAUGAAGUAGUGACAACUUAAUUCUAUCAUAAAAACUAGGAAUGAUUUUCUCAGGUAAAACUGUGAUCCUAUCAUAUGGGUUUGGUUUCUGUGUCACAGUAUGACAUAAGGAAAAUUUAAGAGUUCAUAUUUUAGCAGGAUCCAAAUGAGUGAAAUAAAUCAACUUUACAAAUGGUAAGUGAAGGGUAAUUCUAAUGGGCUAAAAGAAAAGUACUUGAGAUCAAGUGUGAGUUUUGACUAUUAAAAACCAGCACACAAGCAAACAGCAAAAGUUUAAGAAAAAAAUAUUGGAGGAAAAGAAAAAUAAUUAAGAAACAUUUAUUCAACAACUAUAUUUAUUCUUAGAACUGAGAACUUAGCCUUAUUAGAUAUGACACUGAUAUUAUAAAGCUCUAGUUUUCUUGAAAACCAACUAGAAAACCCCAAGGUUUAUAAGCCAAAGUGAACAAAUCAAUCAACAAUGCUUCCUGUGUCUAUUUUGUGCAAAGCAGUGCCUAGACACUAUAGUUUGAAAACAUUAAUUACUUGUAGAAAAUCCCAACAUAACAGGAUCUACUCAUAAUUUGGCAAAACCAUUCUCGUAUUUCCAUGCUACUAUAAUGAGAGUGUAAUAAUGAAUAAUUUAUUUGUUUAUCCACUUGACAAGGUUUAUUCAUCACCACUGUAUGCCAAGAAUUAUGCAAUGCACUGGAAAUUCAGAGAUUAAGAAAAACCACAGUUUCUGCCAUCAAAAUUUUAGGAAUCUGGUGGCCUCAAAUACUGGAGGUUCCUUCAAACUGCAUCUGAUUUUAUCUCUGCAGACAACUCUAUACAGAAAGGACUGCUUCCUAGCCUGGAAACAAUGGAAAAUUGAACAUGAAAGAAAGCGAGAGUAAAAAUUUUGCACCAAAAUAGUAAUGAUCCCAUCAGUCCAGGGAAGACUGAGUGGGUCAAAUGGGGACUUCAAGUUUGGGUUCAAAACUAUGCAAGAAAGGGGUUCUAGGAUAUCUUGGAGAAAUGAUCUUUCUCCUCCUCUCUAAAUCUCUACCAAGAUCAAGACCAGGCAAGCUGAGUUACUUCCAUUUCAUCAUGUUGACCAAGAGACUAUGGCACAGCAUCUAUCUCAAGAGAGAGAUGUCUUGCAGAUCAAAUCUGCUGGGACAAGAGAAGAAGUCUGACAGUUCUACCAAACAAUCCACAGGAUUCCCCAAACUCUUUGCUUCCCCUGCAGGUGCCUCAUAGCUGGUAUAUACGGUUUUCAUAAAUAUGCUUUCAAGGUACCUAAGAUCACAAGAUUUUCUUUGCUCUCUGAAUCCCACCCAUCCUUAGGAAUUUGCUCUGAAUCCUCACUUGUCCUUGAAGGCUUGCUUAUUUCAAGAUGAACUUUAAAAAGUCUAAGUUCUUUCUUUAUAUCAAAAACAGCCCAGUAUUCUUAUAUUACUGAUGUUACACCAUUCAAGACUGAGCCAACUUGCCCUUAAACUAGGCAGCAGGUAUCCCCUCACCAAUGACCAAGUUAGCAUGUUAAGAGCCAGGUAAUGGCUCUUCUGGAUGGUGUUAAUGUUUUUGGAAGCCAGUGAUGAUACUAUUGAAGAAUAGGAGGAAGCAUUGAAGAAUAGGAGGAAGCACACAGAGAUGACCUAGAAGAAAAUUUGAAUUCAGGACUUCGAAAGUAUUUGAUUCUUCUGUCCUGUUUUGAUUUUCAAAUGAGACAAUCAAAAUACAAUUAAAGCCCCUAGUACAGUAACUGACACAUACCAGGGACUGUUAAUUAUGUUCCUUCUUUUUUUUUUUUUUGUAAGUUUGUGUUGACUCCAUUGUUUCAGUCUUUGUUAUUAUUUAUGAAUUCUAAAUUCACACCAGAAAAUUGUUUUCAGAAACAAUUGUUUUGAGUGGAGGUACAAUCCCAGUUAUUACAUGAAAAUAUCAGGCACUUUCAGAAUUGCUUUUUAAAUAAGUACGUCUCUGCAGAUAAAAAUGUUUACUUUUUCUCAUCGAAAUGGGAAAGAAAAGGAAUGUUGGAAAGAAAACAGCAGGAAUAUUGGGUCCAGUGGCUGAGCUGUGCUGGCCCACUGGACAUACAGUACCAGGUGUUGUAGCAUUCUUCAAAGGAUGGUUUAUUUGUAGGAGGAAAAACCAAAUGGCAGGAAUGAUUAAAUAUGAAAGGGCUCAUAGUUUCAUGAGGAAAGUCAAGUGUGCCAUGAUGGCAUGACACUCUACCAAUGAGUGAAGGAACUUCCAGAAGGAAGAGUUCAAGCUUGCUCAAACCCUGCCUGGGCAGAUUGUUUCUAGUCUUUAAGAGUCUUGACCUCAGCAACCCUGCAGGAGAAUCAUGCUUACUGUUUGAUAUAUUCUCAUAGACACAAGAAGACAGACAUAAUUUCAUAGAUUCUUACAUGCUCAGAGCAAGAAAAGACUUUGGUCACCCAGAACAACCAUGGAUCAAGAAACAGAGGCCCAGAGUGAAGGGAAUCACUCCAAGUCUGUCAGUGAUUGAGCAAGUAAUUGAGUAGCAGAAUGAAUCCAGAAUCCAGGUCUCCUGACUCCUGGUCCAGAGGAGACAAAAACCUAAAAGUAAAAUAGGAAGUGAGAAAAAAGCAUUCCUGUUGAGCCCUGAAAAUUCCCAGCCCAUUUGAGAAACUACUAAGGCAGACACAUUUGGGGAACUUCUUCCCAUCUCUAGAGUGCAUGUAUGAUUGAUGUCCCCAUGCCUUGAAAGAUGAAAAUGUUCCUUCUCCCACAUUCCUGCUGUCUUCAAAAGGCAUAGCAAAACCCCCUGCCUCUGGGUGCACUUGAGAAAGGAAAAGAAGGAGAAUGACCCCAUGGCCAGGAGAGCCCUUCUACCCUCCCCUCCUCUGAUCUCUCCUACUUUGAUCCCUCCUUGUCCUGCCAAGCUUGGACUUGUUCACCUUCUUGGCCCAUGCCUUGGACUCAUUCAGCUCAUGCUUCAAGUUGUAUCCUUAUCUAUAGGCCAAUUAACAGGAUUUCUUUUUAAAAAAUCUCUAAACUAAUAUGUGAUUUCUUUGGGGCUCUAUGUGGCCCCAAGUUUACCAAAGGUGUCCCUUUGUUCUGAGAUCUCUGGGUCUCAUCUGAACCCAGCCUGGUUCCUCUUUCUUUGUCCCAGAGAAUCGCCAUAUGGCCAGCUCAUAGCCAGGUACUUUUAUAGCGCUUUCUCCAAAAACUAAAAAGACAGAAACAGGAUUCAUUUGAUUCAUUUAAGACAUCUUACAUUUGUGUAACUAGGAAAUUAUUUUAGGAAGUAAGCAGGCCUCUGUUGGCUCAAAUGAAGCUCUCCAUAGGUGGUUUCCACUUAUGUUGUGCUUAGGAUAGCUUUGCUAGAAUAUUCCAGGACUCCACAAUGUUCCUUGUUAAACCCAAGGAUAGGAUGUUCAGUCUGCCUGAGUCAGGCUAAACUGACGAGUCCUAAGAGAUAAUCAGGAAGAAGAGUGGCCAAGUUCUUGAACAGCAACAGUUGACGCAGCAAUUGUAAAGGUUGUCAUUCUCCUUAGGUCUCCUUCUUCCAGAUAAAAUUGUUCUGGGUUUAAAGUUAAGUUUCAGGGGGAAAUAAUAAUUUUUGACAGAAUCAAAAAUAGGCUACAUGUAAGAAUAAUUUGAAAAUGGCUUACAAUGAAGCAGUCUAAAGCCUAGCUCAGUCCUCAGGAAUGUACUUGUAAUUCCUCUUAGACGUGUCAAAUGGACUGCAAUUUGAUACCUAAGAAUAAUAAAAAAUGAGAAUAUGUUUUCUUUCAAUGUUCCAUUCCCUUCCUCUGUCUAUAAAACUGAAGUCAGGGAAGGGGAGAGAAACUUGACUCGAAGCUCUCUGGAUUGCAUGUGACAUAACAACUCUCUCUACACUCCAUGCCAUCCUCAUCACAGCCCCAUGAGGGAAAUGUUACUGUCUCUAUCUUACAGAUGAGGAAACUGAAGCUGUGAGGGAAAAGACCUUGUCAAAGGUCACACAUGAUAAGAGGUAGAGCCACGAUUUUAGCCAAAGCCCUUGUACCUGCAAAGCGUGUUCUCCUUCCACCCCCAGCUGAGUCUCCCAGGUCUAUGAAACGCUCCCAGAUCACGCCCCAUGCUCCUCAUCAUGGCUUGCCCUUCUGUGUCCACUCAGCCUUACGGGAAACUGAUCACAGACCCCCAGUUCCCUGGAGAGAAGAGUAGUGCCUGGCUCAGCUGUUCCUCUGAGUGGUUUCACGAUCCAGCUGUCAGUGGCAGAAAAUAAUGCCACAUAAAUUAUUCACCUGGUUCAUGUUGGAAUCCAUUAGCUCUCAGAGUUUGGUGCAGCUGCAGAUAAUCCCACAAGCACCCCUUGUUCUUUGCCCCCAAGGACCUCUUGUCAUUGUCUUUCACCAACAAGUUCAAAUAUCUCCUCCUCAGCUCUGCUGACUCUGGUCUUUUGUCUCCGGACUGUACCUUUAUUUCAGGGCUUUGAAACCCUGAAGAGACAGGCCAGUCUAUAAAAACAUUAUCCGUUUUCAUUUCAGUUCAGUUCAGAACAGUUGUGUCUCUCUUUCUUGAUAUUAAAAGACCAAGGUUCCUCAUGGAAGCCAACCUGACCAGGUAAUUGUGCCCUUUUUUAUUCCACUGAAUACUGAAUAGCCGAGUGAGGGGAGGGCAGCUCCACCCUCCAAAGUUCCCCUGAGGGUUGUGUGGUCCAAGAUUGGGGCAGCUAUUCUGUUAAAACUCAGACAUUUUGCUGUUGAAGACGUAAAGUUGGCUGUGCCCCAUCCUGAAAAAUCGCCUUGGAAAGACAGGUGAACAUCAUCAAAUAAGUCAAUCCUUUCUUGUCUUAAAGAGAAAAACGACAGCGACCUUGUUUCAGAUGGGAUAUGGCUAUUUUUUUUUUCAUUUUCUAAUGUAGAAAUGAUUGAAGAACACCAAUCAUUGAAGAAAAAAAUCGAGGUUUCCAGUGAUGUGAAUCCAUUGUAUUUGAUUUUGGGUUGUAUUUUCUUUGACCCCCUUUAUGGCAUAGAAUUCUGGUGCCUUGCUCCCUGGAUUUGUCUCCGUGCUCUGAGUAGGCUUUCUUUACAUUCUGGCUUACAGGGGAACACAACUAUUCCACAAGUGGCCUUUAGUGCUCUUUAUAAUAUGAUUUCCUGUAAUUUUUAAACUGUACGUGUAAUUUAUAUUCUGGCUUUGUCCAAUAUUUGAACAACUUUAAUAGGUUGAUUUCCAUACAUAUUAUGCAAACAAUUCUUACCUGAUUUUUUAUGUUCUAUCUUAAAUAAAUAUUGCACCACUUAUUAAUAAAUAGACAUUUCAGUG
This is a messenger RNA of Nycticebus coucang (slow loris), 11015 nucleotides long. It is a transcript of the gene KCNQ3, whose product is annotated as potassium voltage-gated channel subfamily Q member 3. The transcript is spliced from 15 exons. Lineage: Eukaryota; Metazoa; Chordata; Mammalia; Primates; Lorisidae. The record is from RefSeq and is a predicted model, not a curated record. Gene Ontology annotation, biological process: transmembrane transport; potassium ion transport. Gene Ontology annotation, molecular function: voltage-gated potassium channel activity. The coding region runs from base 161 to 2782 and encodes 873 amino acids. Gene Ontology annotation, cellular component: membrane.